GACCGCCCCUUACGUUUCUGCUGCCAAACCAUUGCGAAAUGGUCAUCGAAUUCCGGAGUGUGGGGUGGCGUGUGCGGCUAUACGCCAUCAGACUCCAGUGAACUGAUUGGCGGGAGAUGCACCCAGCGUCCAUCAUCAGGAACAUGUCCAGGUGGUACAAUGGCAACCUGCUGUAGGGGAGCCGUAGCUUCGCCAUGUUAUAUAGGCACACAGUGUGCCUCCGGAUAG
This is a messenger RNA of Bipolaris maydis ATCC 48331, 228 nucleotides long. NCBI's taxonomy places the organism in Eukaryota, Fungi, Ascomycota, Dothideomycetes, Pleosporales, Pleosporaceae. The record is from RefSeq and is a predicted model, not a curated record.